Messenger RNA from Symbiodinium sp. CCMP2456, 1215 nucleotides. NCBI's taxonomy places the organism in Eukaryota, Dinophyceae, Suessiales, Symbiodiniaceae. The record is from the annotation of a GenBank genome assembly.
AUGGGCUCGGGCAUCUGCGACAAGUUUUGUGGCCGUGGCAAUGCCUGCUGCCGCAAGGGGGCCAUCAACGAUCCCCACGAGUGUGCGCACGUCACGGACUUCUGGACCAGCCACCACGAGUGUGUCCAGCCAGUGGUCAAGGUCAAAGCAAACCACUACGCCCAGGAUUGUUGGGAUCGAUGCAAGAUCGGGGGCGAUUGCGCCUGGUGCGGUUUCGGCCAAGCCUGCUGUCGCAAGAAUAGCACGCUGGAUCCGCCGGAAUGUAAAGGCGUGGUCGACUGGCCCACAGAUCGUCAUCACACCUGCAUCACGCCAGUGCAUGAUGUUCCGGUCAAGCACGAAGGGCAGGAUUGCUAUGACUACUGCGAAGGCAACGGUCGAUGCAAUUGGUGUGGUCGGGGGAUGGCCUGCUGCAAAUACGGGGACAUCUACACCACCGACGAGUGCCGAGCCGUGGUCUACUUCUCCUCAAGGGAGCACCACGUCUGUGUGAAGCCGAGCUUCAAAGAUCCAGCCUCCCUUCCGGAGCCAAUUGGGAAGAGUCCGGACAAGCUGCCAUCAGAGUGUCCGCAAGGCUACUCCCCUGGGCCGAUGGGCUGCGAGCUGGAUGAUGGCCCACGUCUGCAGACUUUCUAUGUCUACAGGGCCUUGAAGGAGGAAGACAAUCUCACCUCCAACUUCGAUGCCAUGAGCAUGAGUGGCAUUCUGUACCAUGUUCAAACUGCUGUUCUCGGCUGCCCUCGCACCGGCGAGAUCAGCAGGAUCAAGCGCCUCAAGGUGACCAUGAAGAACACCCCUGAAGCAUACAGGACCUUCAAGACGCAGUUCGCGCCGCUGCUGGCUUACAGGAAUGAGCAGUGCAUCUCGCCCAGCUGUCAGCAGAGCUUCCAAUCGAGAGGCUAUGCCGUUGGCUGCCUCGUACAAGAGAGAGGGCAGCCAUGCUACCUGAAGGAAGACUGCUCCAGCGACUCAUUGCACUACUCCUUCCCGGGCCCCUGCCCGCUCAGUGCUGCCGGGGCAAAGACGGAAGAGUGCCUUGCGCAGUACCCUGGCGGGCUGUGCGACGAGCCGAACGGCACACACAACUGCACCUUCCAUGUCGAGGAUGCAGGGACUGUCACGCUGGAUGAGCUGAGCGGGCGAAAUACAUCGCAAAGCCUCCAAGACUGGUGCGCCGCCGGUAACUUGGAGUGGGAUCCGGCCAGGGACCGGGGA